AUGUCUGGAUAUAAACAUAAAGCACAUCUACUAAUAGCAGAAUUUAAACCACCAAGAAAUAAAGAUCAAAAGUUAUGGAAUGAUCUAGUUAAAUUAGGCAAUGAAAUGAAGGAUGCAAUUGAUAAGGCUAUAGAUGACAGUGUAGAUGGAAAUGUGGCAGA
Entrophospora sp. SA101 is the source of this 161-nucleotide messenger RNA. The record is from the annotation of a GenBank genome assembly. Lineage: Eukaryota; Fungi; Glomeromycota; Glomeromycetes; Entrophosporales; Entrophosporaceae.